CGCACCGGAUUCCCGCACAGAGGGACUUCUGACGUCGAAGAUGUGACCGGCCGAGGAACACCAGAUCCCAGUGUCCGGCCGUGUGUCGCCCCACAAUUUCACCACUAUUCGAAUUGUAAACCGAUCACUGAAUUCAAUUAAUGUUUAAUAAUAAAUGUUUUAUGUAGUUGUGUUGAUUAGUGUCCUUUCGUGUACUUACGUAAGUGUGCAUGGAUAAUUAAUUGUUCAUAAGCACUUUUUGAAGACUGGUGUAUAUUUAAAUAAAUAACAUUUAAACUGUGCAAGAAAUCCUAUAGUACUUGUCCAUCGUCAACGUGACUGUGACUGGAAUUUGCCGGAGUUCUUAUUUUUUCUAGAUAAGUGAAGUGUGUGAUUGGCGAUAUUUAUUAUAUUGUUGAAAAUGUGUUGAAAAUUAAAAGGAUGAUAUGGGAAUGAAUCGGGGGACGAGCUGGCUACUUUUGGCCAUACUCGUGGUGGUCGUGCCUAAAGAUGCGUUCCUCAACAACUUGGACGAUGCUUCCUCGCUUAACGAACUCGACAGACCAAUCCCGAUGGAGGAAGUUCACGGUGUUCUUGGCAAAAAGAUCGGUCUUCCCUGCGAUAUUUCGCCCAGAGAUCGAGACGACGCCGUCGCCAUGGUGCUAUGGUUCAAGGAGAGCAUCGGAGAACCCUUAUAUAGUUUCGAUGUGAGAGGUAGACAAUUUAACCAGGCAAAAUUAUGGUCAUCGCCGAGUGUGUUCGGUACACGAGCUUUUUUUCGUGCUACCACAUCACCAGCGACCCUAGUUAUAGAUGGUAUAGCGUUAUCCGACGAAGGCAUCUACCGAUGCCGGGUGGACUUCAAGGACUCCCCCACCAGAAAUAGUAGAGUUAACUUUACAGUCAUCGUACCCCCGGAAAAAAUUCAUAUAUACGAUGACAAACGAGUGGACAAGACCAUAAUUCUAGGCCCAUACAAUGAAGGUUCGGACGUGAAUCUUCUCUGCGAAGUCAAAGGAGGCCGUCCUAGACCAAGGGUGUAUUGGUACUUGGAGAACACAGUGAUCGACGACUCGUACGAGAUCAGGUCAGACGGAACCGCCGUCAAUCAUCUCGUGUUCCCGAAAGUCGGUCGACAACAUUUACACGCAAGACUGUCAUGCCAUGCCAGCAACAAUAAUCUCGUGCCCCCAGAGACCAGAGCUGCUGUGUUAGAUAUUAAUUUGAAACCCCAAAGCGUACAUAUUUUGACGAAGGAGAAGCAAGUGUCGGCGGAGAAAAGAUACGAGGUCGAGUGUCGGACGUCGGGUUCCAGACCGGACGCGGUGAUUACGUGGUGGAAGGGAAGCAGACCGGUGAGGAAAAUAGCCAAAAAUUUCUCGGAGCAGAACAACCAGAGCCUGAGCAUUUUGAAUUUCGUUCCAGUGAUCGAUGACGACGGCAAAUACUUGACCUGUCGAGCCGAGAACCCGUCUAUCCCCGAUAGCGCACUCGAAGACAAGUGGCGAUUAAAUGUCCAUUAUGUGCCGGUGGUGACGCUGAAAAUGGGAUCGACCCUGAACCCAGGCGACAUUAAGGAGGGCGACGACGUUUACUUCGAGUGCAAUAUCAGAGCGAACCCGAAGGCUUACAAACUUUCCUGGUUCCACAACGGAGAGGAGAUCUACCAAAACGUAACCGGAGGCAUAAUAAUGAGCGAUCAGAGUUUGGUGUUGCAGAACAUUGCACGUGCAACGGCGGGCGACUACACUUGUAUGGCUGCGAACGUAGAAGGCAAGGGCACAAGUAAUCCGGUGAAACUUAUAGUCAGAUAUGUGCCAGUAUGCAUCCAAGAUCGCGAGGAACUCUACGGAGCGCUGAAACAGGAGACCGUGUCACUGCGAUGUCAAGUCGACGCCAAUCCUCCCGUCGCUACAUUCCACUGGACGUUCAACAACUCCGGUGAGCAGAGCGACGUGCCGGCCAGCUUGUUCACGAACGAGGUUACCUCCUCGCGUCUGAACUACACCCCCGUCACGGAUCUUCAGUACGGCACGUUGCUAUGCUAUGGUGUCAACGAGAUUGGACGUCAGAAGGAGCCUUGCGUCUUUCAGGUGGUCAUUGCUGGUCGUCCUUCGCCACUCCAAAACUGCACCCUAAUGAAUCAGACUUCGAACUCCCUGCAGGUGGACUGUAUGGAGGGCUUCGAUGGCGGCCUCCCCCAGAGCUUCAUUAUGGAGGUCUUGGAGCUACCAAGUCUGCGACCCCGCAUCAACCGAACCACGUACCGGACGCCACCCACAUUUACCGCCAACGGUCUCGAUCCGGGCAACAGCUACAGGAUCAUGCUGUACGCGGUCAACGCGAAGGGCCGGAGCGAUGCAACUGUGAUCGAUCCUGUCACGUUCAAAGGAGUCGCCAAAUUGCAGGGUUCCACAUCGAGCAUGCCCGUAAGUCCCCUGAUCAUGGGCUUGCUAGGCACCGCAGGUAUUCUGGCUACUGGCGUCUGUCUGGUACUGGCAGCUUUGUGUCGCAGACACUAUUCUAGACCAAGCCAUCGUAAUGACGGUGGUACUAAACACGUACCAAUGGAGGCGGUUAUCAAUGCCGACGAUCUCAUUGUGGAUGGUUCGGUAACUGGGGUGCGAACACCCGUUUCGACUGAUCAUGUCUUCACUGCUGAGGCGGUUCGCAAUGGAUCCUCCAUUGAGGCUACCGAUCCGGAUAUUAUUAGGAAUCAGUAUGAAAGGAGACCGACUCAUGGAUUUAUGAAGGUGUACGAGCCGCCCGUGUCCAGGGAGGAGGACGAGAUCGACGACGAGGGCGAGGAAUACGAUUUUAGACGCGUUGCCAAAGAAACAACUCACAUCCCGAAUCAGACGGUGUAUCGGAGUCUGCAAAGGCCAAGUCGAAACCCCGUGGUUCCCAGCAUUCCCGGAACCCAAACUCUGACGCACAAAUAUAGGGGACCCGAAGUUGUCACGACUUCGAAUAGAAUACAAGAAAGUUGCAUAUAAAUAAUUGUGUCAUUGUUUUUAUCAUGUAUUAUAUUAAUGUAUUUAAACAAAAAUAAAAAUCGGACUGUCAGUCGACAA
This is a messenger RNA of Aethina tumida (small hive beetle), 3053 nucleotides long. RefSeq names its product nephrin. Gene Ontology annotation, molecular function: protein binding. The record is from RefSeq and is a predicted model, not a curated record. The transcript has 14 exons. The coding region runs from base 426 to 2975 and encodes 849 amino acids. Lineage: Eukaryota; Metazoa; Arthropoda; Insecta; Coleoptera; Nitidulidae.